GUCAGUGGAAGUUGGCUCCUCGGCUGUCUGACCGCUCCUCCAAGAAUUGGGAGAGUUCUCUGAGUGGGUCGGAUAUUUUUGGCUACCUGAGACAUCGACUGGAUCAACUAUUCUCCAUUCCGCAAGGAAAUUGUCCGUGUCUAUGACGCUCAAAUUAUUCUAGCCUACUUAUUGGAGGAGACGUGUCAGAACAGAAUCAUUGAACGGUUUAGUCUGUGUAACGAAAGCCAAGCUGCGGAGGCAGAGAAGCGGUAUUUUGAUCACAAUGAUGGAGUCACCAACUGCCAUGCGGCUGAUAUUGAUGGCUCUGAUGAGUUUAACGGCUUCCACCAACAAAUUGAACGUCCCGCGCCUGCGACUCUCCUAUAACGAUCUGCUCUCCUCCAACCGCUCCUGGCUCUUCUCCGGUCUGCACUCUGAGCUGCGUCUGUCCAGCGUGUUUGUGGACGAGUAUCACGACAGGCUCUUCCUUGGAGGCAAAGACACACUCUACUCACUACGCCUGGAUCACACACACACGCAUGGAGAUGUCAAAGAGAUCUACUGGCCCCCACUGCCUGGAAACAGAGAGGAGUGUGUGCAGAAUGGUAAAGAUUUGGAGACGGAGUGUGCUAACUUUGUGCGGUUGCUGCAGCCCUUCAACAGGACUCAUCUGCUGGCCUGUGGCACCGGGGCCUUCAAGCCUGUGUGUGCCUACGUCAACGUUGGACACCGCGGAGAGCAUGCCUUUUCUCUGGAGAAUUCCUCGGUGGAGAACGGCAGAGGAAGAUGCCCUCAUGACCCCAACAUGCCCUUCGCCAGCACCUUCACUGGUGGAGAGUUGUACACCGGUCUGACAGCAGACUUCCUGGGUCGAGACUCAGUGAUCCUCAGGAGCAUGGGCUCUCGAUCCCCCAUGAGAACAGAGACAGACCAGCCCUUACUGCACGAGCCCAAGUUCGUGGCAGCCCACCGCAUCCCUGACAGUGAGGAUGCUGCUGAUGAUAAGGUCUACUUCUUCUUCAGCGAGAGGGCAGACUCAGACUCCGGCAGCAGAGACGGGGCCAUACAUACACGCGUGGGGAGAGUCUGUGUGAAUGAUGCAGGAGGCCAGAGGGUGCUGGUGAACAAGUGGAGUUCCUUCAUCAAAGCCAGACUGGUGUGUUCAGUUCCCGGCCCACACGGCAUCGACACACACUUUGACCAACUGGAGGACAUAUUUGUACUGCGCACCAAAGACGAGAAAAACCCAGAGAUCUACGCCAUCUUCAGCUCCAUCAGCAAUGUGUUCCAGGGCUCUGCGGUGUGUGUGUAUCGCAUGGCUGAUAUCCGUGAGGUCUUUAACGGGCCCUUCGCCCAUAAGGAGGGACCCCAGCGCCAGUGGGGCCCCUACGAGGGCCGCGUCCCCUACCCAAGACCUGGAGUGUGUCCCAGUAAGCUGACGGCUCAGCCUGGCCUGGGCUACAGCAGCACUCUGGAGUUCCCUGAUGCCGUGCUGCAGUUUGCCCGUGCCCACCCCCUCAUGUGGAGGAGUGUGUACCCUGUGGGACGCCAGCCAGUCCUGCUGAGGACAAACACACCCUACCGCCUCACACACAUCACCGUGGACCGCACACAGGCAGAUGACGGACACUACAACGUCAUGUUCAUCGGCACUGAUGUUGGCACAGUGUUGAAGGUCAUCACCCUCCAGAAAGGAAAUACCCUGAUGCCAGAGGAAAUCACCCUAGAGGAACUACAGGUUUUUAAGGUGCCAGCUCCCAUCACCUCCAUGGACAUCUCAGUCAAACGGCAAGCCCUGUUCGUGGGCUCCGGCACGGGUGUGGCCCAGGUGCGUCUGCACAGGUGUGAGCUGUACGGGGGCGUGUGUGCGGAGUGCUGUCUGGCGCGGGACCCCUACUGUGCCUGGGACGGCAAGGCCUGCGUACGCUACAGCAGCCACAAGCGCCGCUACCGCCGACAGGACAUCAAGCACGCCAACCCAGCACAGCAGUGCAUGGACCAGAACCUCAGUGUGGAGGAGCUGGACGUGGCUGAGAGCCGGGUGGCGUACGGCACGGAGAACAACAGCAGCUUCCUGGAGUGUGUGGCGCGCUCCCCCCAGGCCUCCACCAGCUGGCACCUGCAGAGAGAACACACCAUGGAGGAGGUGGUGUAUGAUGACCGCGUUAUGAAGCUGGAGGGAGGCCUGCUGUUCCGGCGUGUCACCCUGGCUGACGUGGGCCUGUACGUGUGUCGCUCGCAGGAGCGUGGCUUCACUCAGGUCCUCUCCCGCGUCUGGCUGGACGUCUUACGAAGCGACGCCCUGGCCGACCUGCUCUCCCGGGACACCACCAACACCAACACCAAGUCCCGCCCCUGGCCCCCAUGUCCCGCCCUCCCGGGGGGCUCAUUGGCCAAUCACAGCCCUUCUCGCUCCUGGUUCAAGGACGUGAUUGGUCUGAUUGGUCCUCAGGGCCUGACGGAGGUGGAGCAGUACUGUGAGAGGGUGUGGUGUAACGACAAGCUCCGGCUGCGGCGCAAACACAAGACCAUGAUGGAGAAGUACAAGCAGGCCCAGGAGUCGGCACGCAAGGCCCGCAACCGCACGCCACGAGACACACACUAGUGAUGGAGGGAUGCAGAGAGAGAGAGAGAGAGAGAGAGAGAGAGAGAGAGAG
Messenger RNA from Engraulis encrasicolus (European anchovy), 2639 nucleotides. RefSeq names its product sema domain, immunoglobulin domain (Ig), short basic domain, secreted, (semaphorin) 3bl (gene sema3g). NCBI's taxonomy places the organism in Eukaryota, Metazoa, Chordata, Actinopteri, Clupeiformes, Engraulidae. The record is from RefSeq and is a predicted model, not a curated record. Bases 266 to 2587 code for a protein of 773 amino acids. Gene Ontology annotation, biological process: positive regulation of cell migration; semaphorin-plexin signaling pathway; axon guidance. Gene Ontology annotation, cellular component: plasma membrane. Gene Ontology annotation, molecular function: chemorepellent activity; semaphorin receptor binding. The transcript is spliced from 16 exons.